This is a messenger RNA of Tetrahymena thermophila SB210, 639 nucleotides long. RefSeq names its product transmembrane protein, putative. The transcript has a single exon. The record is from RefSeq and is a predicted model, not a curated record. Lineage: Eukaryota; Ciliophora; Oligohymenophorea; Hymenostomatida; Tetrahymenidae.
AUGAAUAGAGGAACUACACUCAAAAUAUCAUAAACGUAAUACUUUUUAAUAUAAUUUAAAAAUAUCAGAUUUCGCUAAGUAAUUAAUGAGCCCUUAUCAUAGUAACAAGUAUUCAUAUUUAUGAAAAUAUCAACUAAAAGAAAUGCUGGAAUAAACCAACCAAGCAUCAAAGGUAUUAUAUCUUUAAAUCUCAUUUUAAAAACAAAGUUUAUUGGCACAAAAUAAAGGCAAAAAAUGAUAACAAAUAGUUGGAUUAGGUCCCACAAAAAUUUAUAUGUAUUGGAAGGGGAAAACACAGGUAUGCAUGAGCAGAGACAAUUUACUUUUUAACUGAUCCAACUAUGGCUAAAUAAAUUAUUAAAAUAAUACAAAAUAGUAUUCUUAGUUGCAUUUAUCAAAUUUUCAUGCUUUUAAAUGCCUUUGCUAGUAUCAUUUAUAAAACUUUUGUCGUUAAUCAGAUUGUAGGCUAAUUCAUUUAGCACUUUCUAUCUUCUUGAUUAUAAAGAAUUCACCCAUUUUAAAGCAAUAUCCUUCAGCUUCAUAAUUAAUGGAAAGUUAGUUUAAUCUGCAACUUUAUCUUUUCCUUCAUAAAUUUAAGUAUAAUUGUAAUAAAGCUUCUUAAAAAUUUCUUAGCCUUGA